AUGCUAAUUUCAAGCCUCAAACCCGGGGAAACUGUGGAGGACCAAGAAUACGAAUCGGUCGAAGAGUCAGAUUGCGAGAAGACCGGAGAUGAGAGCGAAGGCGUAGAUGAUGAGGAGGAUAUGGAAGUGGAAGACGAAUGCAAGUCCGAAAAAUUAAGAAGGUCUGCCGCCGCUCUAUGCAUCAACGUGGGUAGUUUUGCCGACCCGAGGGAGGCCCAGGGACUCGCUCACUUUUUGGAGCACAUGGUCUUCAUGGGCAGUGAGAAGUACCCACGCGAAAAUGACUUCGAUGAUUACGUCAGCCAGCGUGGGGGAUCGAGCAAUGCUUGCACUGACGGAGAAUACACGAUGUUCUACUUUGACAUCCAAUGGCAACACUUCAAAGCGAGCCUGGACAAGUUUGCCAACUUCUUCAUUGCGCCCCUGCUCAGUCAGAAUGGUGUAGACCGUGAACUCGAGGCUGUGCACAGCGAAUUUGAACUCGCCAAGGCAGAGGAUCAUUGUCGUAUAGAACAUCUUCUGGCCUCGAUUGCCAAGGAGAACUCACCCUAUAGGACAUUUGGUUGCGGUGAGUGA
Dibothriocephalus latus is the source of this 576-nucleotide messenger RNA. Lineage: Eukaryota; Metazoa; Platyhelminthes; Cestoda; Diphyllobothriidea; Diphyllobothriidae. The record is from the annotation of a GenBank genome assembly.